UAUCAAUCUCAACCACCCACUUUAGGCUUCCCAUUGUAAUCGUCAGAUGGAACUAUAUAAAUGUCUUCGACUCGCAUGUUCCUCCACUCAUCUCCCAUCCUCGUUCUAUCUUUCUACGACGCCACCAAAAUCAUCGAGAUAAACACCUGUUCACCACGGCACCCCCCACCCCACUGAUCAGUGACACUGUACCAUUCUUCUUUUUACCUCGCCGGAGGGAUCACCUGACAACUGUCACUGCCACUACCUCAGUCAAAUCCCAAUAUCGCCUCUGAUUUUUGCCUUAUUUCUUUGAAGUCUUUUGCUGCAAAAUCUUCGUAUUUUCCUCUUAACUUCUUCGCAUUCAGUCUUCUAUGGUGAGUUUUCUCUGAUUUUGAGCAAUCUAAGUGGACCUGUGCCACGUGCAACCCCGGCAAUCUGGUCACUGCCAUCCAAAUGGGCGGCCGGAACCUGGAAGUCAACCUCUUGUUUCUACCUUCUGCUCCUCUCUUAUAGCUUCUAACAGUGAAGAACCCUAAACCCAACAUCAUAAUCAUCACAGGUCCAUGAUCCCUGAUUGCGACAAUGGCUAACUCUUCAAUUACUGAUUCCUUUUUUCUUUCUGCAUGACCAAUGGUUGCACAUGAACUGCACAUGCCUCAGUAUUUCCAGGAUUCAGCUAGAUCAUCAUCUUCUUCUACCUCUCAAUAACAAUAGCUUAGGCUUACCGAAUUUCAGGUUACAUGGAAAUCGACAAAGCAAUCAAAGAAAGUGAUGAUAGAAGGCUCAAAACGAAGUAUAAUAAUGCCAUCUAUGUUAUUCAAAGAGCUCUUGCUUUAUACUCAAUUGAAGAGCUUGCCUUCAGCUUCAAUGGAGGGAAGGAUUCAACAGUUUUGCUGCACCUGCUUAGGGCUGGCUAUUUUUUGCAUAAAGGGGGACAAAGCUGUUCUGAUAGGGAUCUGACUAGUUUUCCAAUUCGCACAAUAUAUUUUGAAAGUAGUUCCGCCUUCCCUGAAAUCAGUUCAUUUACCUAUGAUACAGCCUCGAGCUAUGGUUUGCAACUGGAUAGCAUUAGCUCAGAUUUCAAAUCUGGAUUGGAAAAUCUUCUAAAGGCUAAUCCUAUCAAAGCUAUUUUCCUUGGUGUUCGAAUUGGUGACCCUACUGCGUUAGGCCAAGAACAGUUCUCCCCUAGUUCACCUGGGUGGCCACCUUUUAUGAGAGUGAAUCCCAUCUUGGAUUGGUCUUAUAGAGAUGUUUGGGCCUUUAUUCUGACCUGCAAAGUUGAGUACUGUAAGCUUUAUGAUCAAGGAUACACUUCAAUAGGGAGCGUACAUGACACAGUACCAAAUUCACUGCUGUGUAUUAAUGACUCCAGUUGUAACAAAAAAUUUAAACCUGCAUAUUUGCUUGCUGAUGGAAGAUUAGAAAGAGCAGGAAGGGUAAAAAAGUUGUCUCUUUCGAUUCCUGGGCAUUUUCCUGUUUUCGGUGAUAGCCCAGAUAGUGUGGACCCACAUAAAAAUGGCAUGCUUGUAGCCUCAGUGAUUGCUGUGGGGGAUGAGAUUCUGUUCGGCACUGUUGAGGAUCAGUUGGGUACUUCAUUGUGUAGAAAGCUCCAUUCAAUUGGUUGGUCAGUAUCACAAAUUGCUAUUGUCCAGAAUGAUAUAGAUUCCAUGGCUGAAGAGGUUGAGCGACAUAAAUCUACCAAUGAUAUGGUAUUUAUAUAUGGUGGAGUAGGUCCAUUGCAAUCUGAUGUUACCUUAGCAGGUGUUGCAAAGGCAUUUGGGGUUCGCCUGGCUCCUGAUGAAGAAUUUGAAGAAUAUCUUAGGCAUCUUAUUGGCAAUCAGUGCACUGGUGAUCGUAAUGAGAUGGCUUUGUUACCCGAAGGAAUCACUGAAUUAUUGCAUCAUGAAAAGCUGCCAGUUCCCAUGAUUAAGUGCCAGAAUGUAAUCAUUCUUGUGGCAACCAAUGUUGCUGAGCUGGACAAGGAAUGGAAGUGUUUGACAGAAUUAACAAAAUCUUACGGCCUGUUUCCAAUGAUGGAACCAUUUGUAUCAAAACGCUUAACAACCAAUCUUUUAGAUGUAGAAAUUGCUCAACCUCUAUCAAAACUUUGUCUUGAAUUUCCAGAUAUUAAUAUUGGGGUUUAUCGCAAAUGCAGAAAUGGGUCAUUAAUAAUUAGUUUCCAAGGAAAGAAGCAAGUGCGGGUUGAUUUAGCGGUAGAAGCAUUAUGCAACAUGUUCCAUCCAAGGGCAUUUACUGAAAUUAACUAAAUUUGUGGUUCUGCUCAUACUUCAAACUGUUGCUUUUGAAGCUUCAGAAGCCGAUACUUAUUCGAUAUUUGUACUGUUUGCAACAUAUAUUGAGGAGGAGGUUACCUUAUUGUCAAUCUAAAGAUCAUAUGGGAAUAUUAGUGGAGUUUACAAUCAGGAAGAGAAUAUUAUAUAUAUAUAAUCAAAAAAUAAAACCUACAUAUAAGAUGGUGACGUGAAAGUUCACACAUGCAUUAACUGCACCAAGUCUGUGAGAAGGAACGUAGCAAUGCUGGUGAACUAACAGGUUGAAAGGACGUUGUAUCAGCUUUAGGGAAGAGCUGUGUGAAGUUCACAUCUCUGUUCAACUCAGGUCACCUGGAAGUUGAACAAACAAACAGUUCCUUUGGAAUUACGGCCAUGGUUUGGUUUACUUCAGAAUUAAAAAUGGAAAUGUAAUUUUUUAAAUGGAAUUCAUUUAUUUUCCUUUGAUUAACGGAGGGAUUUACAUAUUUUUUUUUAUGAUGCUUUCAUAUUUGAAUAAAUCGAAAUUAUGUUGAAA
This is a messenger RNA of Hevea brasiliensis (rubber tree), 2790 nucleotides long. RefSeq lists its product as uncharacterized. Lineage: Eukaryota; Viridiplantae; Streptophyta; Magnoliopsida; Malpighiales; Euphorbiaceae. Gene Ontology annotation, molecular function: FMN adenylyltransferase activity. The transcript is spliced from 17 exons. The record is from RefSeq and is a predicted model, not a curated record. The coding region runs from base 723 to 2249 and encodes 508 amino acids. Gene Ontology annotation, biological process: FAD biosynthetic process.